Heteronotia binoei (common prickly gecko) is the source of this 2510-nucleotide messenger RNA. RefSeq names its product activin A receptor like type 1 (gene ACVRL1). Gene Ontology annotation, cellular component: BMP receptor complex; plasma membrane. The record is from RefSeq and is a predicted model, not a curated record. Gene Ontology annotation, molecular function: ATP binding; transforming growth factor beta receptor activity, type I; SMAD binding. Lineage: Eukaryota; Metazoa; Chordata; Lepidosauria; Squamata; Gekkonidae. The transcript is spliced from 10 exons. Gene Ontology annotation, biological process: protein phosphorylation; heart development; cellular response to growth factor stimulus. Bases 498 to 1985 code for a protein of 495 amino acids.
UGCUUUAUUAGCUGGGAGUGGUGGAGAAAAGCCAGGCAGGAAGAGGCAGUAAUAAGAAACAUUUUUAACUUUUGCUGCAUUCACAGCUUGCCAAACCACUGCUUUCGGGUAAGAGGAAAAGAGCAAAGGGGGGCUGGAAAGAGGAUCCCCCCCCCCUUUCAAUUCUGCGGCCUCUCUGACAGAUUUCACUAGAGUUGAGCUUCCGACAAAAUAAUGAGAGGACACGUUCCAAUUAAGCUGGAAAACUGAGGGAAGUUUGCAGUGUAGUCACAAAGGAGACCCAUGAAUCCAUUUCAGGCUGGUCUUCUGUGUGCUGUGAGGAGCUGCCCCGUUCAAUCUGUAAACAGAUCUCUCUGAAAAACGCUUCGAACUUUAGUACUGAAGAAAAUUUCCCAUCUAGGGAAGUGUUAGCCAAGGCCUGCUGAAAGCAGGAAGACACUGGAUACAGGACGUGGCCAGGCUGUGCACUAUUCCACCUACGAAGUCUCCUGGAGAAAAUGUUGCCAGGAGCUAUCUUGAGUCUUUUCUUGGCUAUUCCGAGUCUCCCAAGAACCACUGGUAUGCUGUCCUGCAUUUGCGAGAAGCAUGAAUGUGUUAACAAAACUUGCUCAGGAGAGGCAUGUUUUGCAAGCAGACAUCUGGAGCAAGGGACCAUGAUCACCAAGAAAGGAUGCAUAAAGCCCACGUCUGUGAAUUGUAGAGGCGACAUCACAGAGAACUUUGGAAUGAAAUGCUGCUCAUCUGAAAUGUGUAAUAUGAAUCUCAGUUUCCAGCUAGCAGAGAAAGAACAGCCAGAAGAGGCCCAAUACCAUCAGAAACUUCUCCUGCUAAUCCUGGUUCCACUGUUCGGCACUUUGAUCCUUGCUUUAUUGGUUGGGCUUUUUGUAUGGAAAGUGGUCCAGAGUCGCCGUAGACAAAUGCUACUAAAGUCAGAUGAAUGGAGGGACAUGGAGGACUCCAUAUUAAAGGCAUCUGUGACUGGUGACAGUACCUUGGAAGGCUGGAUGAAUGAUGACUGCACCACUGGUAGUGGCUCUGGACUUCCCUUCCUUGUGCAAAGAACUGUUGCUCGGCAAAUUACCCUGGUUGAGUGUGUGGGCAAAGGUCGCUAUGGGGAAGUGUGGCGUGGUGCUUGGCAUGGAGAAAAUGUGGCUGUCAAGAUCUUCUCUUCCCGGGAUGAACAGUCAUGGUUCCGUGAGACAGAGAUCUACAACACAGUGCUACUGAGGCAUGACAACAUCCUAGGAUUCAUUGCUUCUGACAUGACAUCAAGAAACUCGAGCACACAGCUGUGGCUGAUCACCCAUUACCACGAGCACGGCUCCCUCUAUGACUACCUGCAAUGCACAACACUGGAUGUAGAGACCUGCCUGCGCUUGGCCUCCUCCAUCAUCUGCGGGCUAGUCCAUCUGCACGUGGAGAUCUUUGGCACACAGGGCAAGCCGGCUAUCGCUCACCGUGACCUGAAGAGCAGAAACAUCCUGGUGAAGAAAAAUAUACAGUGCUGCAUUGCUGAUCUGGGUCUGGCAGUCAUGCAUUCCCAGAGCAGUGACUACUUGGACAUUGGGAACAAUCCACGGGUAGGCACCAAAAGAUACAUGGCACCUGAAGUUUUAGAUGAACAGAUCCGUAUGGAUUGUUUUGAAUCCUUCAAGCAAACAGACAUCUGGGCAUAUGGCUUGGUCCUCUGGGAGAUAGCCCGAAGAACGGUUGUUAAUGGGAUUGUCGAAGAUUACAAACCUCCUUUUUUUGACUUGGUGCCGAUUGACCCCAGCUUUGAAGAAAUGAAGAAAGUGGUUUGUGUGGACCAGCAGACACCCACCAUCCCAAAUCGAUUGUACUCUGACCCAACUUUGUCUGCUCUGGCUAAGAUCAUGAAGGAAUGCUGGUACCAGAGCCCCUCAGCCAGACUUACAGCUUUGAGGAUUAAAAAGACACUGAAAAAGCUCAGCGACUCCUUCGACAAACCCAAACAACACUUCUAACUGCAGGCAGUGGCUCUGGGACCAGAGAUCAGAUUUCUGACUUGUUGUCUCAGCAAAAAGUUCAAGGUCACCCUUUCUCCUUUCCGUGCAGGUCCUGGCCUCUGUCAGUGGCUACAGCAAACCUUGUUUGAAAUCUAGCCAAGAAGAUCUGGGCUAGGGCCCCCAUGUCAGGGAGUGAUCCUUUGCAGGAAAAGAAUCACAGAACAGAUGACAGCCAUGUAUUUUGCUUCAGGCAUCUUUAAUUUGUUUUCUUUAACAACAAAAAGCUGGAGAAAUACCACCCACCUCUCCCAGCACAUACAUUAAUAUAAAUACCCUCCGGAUCUGUAACCUGACGCCAAGCCGUCUCGCCACCAACGCCUGCAAAGUGGGAGGGAUCGUACUUGGAAAAAGCACAGCCGCUCUGCCCAAAGGGGUGCUUCCUUGGAAACACCAAUUAAGGUCCAUUCAUAAGCCAGCACUUAAACUGAGCCUGUAGGAUUUGUGUGCAUCUGAGUACAUCUAUAGUGAGUGUGCAUGCAUGCG